Molecule: messenger RNA, 651 nt
Organism: Perkinsus marinus ATCC 50983
Lineage: Eukaryota; Perkinsozoa; Perkinsida; Perkinsidae
Product: ADP ribosylation factor 1, putative
Exons: 5
Coding region: 31-576 (181 amino acids)
Biological process (GO): intracellular protein transport; vesicle-mediated transport
Cellular component (GO): cytoplasm
Molecular function (GO): GTPase activity; GTP binding
Source: RefSeq, a predicted model, not a curated record
AGUUUUUUAUACUCGUAUUAACAUUACAAGAUGGGUAUGACCUUGAGCUCAAUAUUCCAAAAUCUCUUCGGCAAAAAGGAGAUGCGCAUCCUCAUGGUUGGCCUGGAUGCUGCCGGUAAAACUACUAUUCUGUAUAAGCUGAAACUUGGGGAGGUGGUCACAACCAUACCAACCAUUGGCUUCAACGUUGAAACCGUCGAGUAUAAGAACAUCAGCUUUACUGUGUGGGAUGUUGGUGGACAGGAUAAGAUACGUCCGCUAUGGAGACACUACUAUCAGAAUACUCAAGGAAUCAUUUUCGUUGUCGAUUCGAACGAUAGAGAUAGAAUCGAUGAUGCUAAGGAGGAACUCCAUCGUAUGCUCAACGAAGAGGAGCUCAGAGAUGCAUGUGUCCUCGUAUUCGCCAACAAACAAGAUUUGCCCAACGCCAUGACAGCAGCUGAAGUUACAGAGAAACUCGGAUUGCAUUCUCUAAGGCAUCGCAAUUGGUAUAUUCAAUCGGCCUGUGCCACGACUGGUGACGGACUUUAUGAGGGUCUGGACUGGCUCAGCAAGACUUUGGCUAAUGCUAAAUAAGAUGCUGAUGGAGGGGAGUGUUCGGAGAUGGUUGGUGGUUGUUGGCGACUUUAAGAUCUGAGGUUUAUCAUCUCG